UUUAUUGCCGACACCAAAAGAAGAAGUCGUCGCUUGCUAAUGACAUAUUUUCCCCCCUCGACUUUCAACUUUAGCAAGUGAAUUCAUGAGUAAACAGUUUUCUGGAGAAGGACUGGCGUAUUUACCUUGAAAAUGCUGAAAAAGAAAUCAAGUAGUACUGAAAAGAAAAGGAAACAGUCGCAGUCUGAAGAGCGUCAUGACAGCAAUAAACGCAGAAGUACGGUACCCAUCGUGGAGCAGGACUCCAAGGAUGAACUCGCUGACCCAGAGCUGGACAGGAUUGGCAGUGACAUUGAGGACGGGGGACUUGACCUCAGCCUGCCAUUCCAGCCCAUCACUGCUUAUGUCACUGACAAGCGGGAGAUGCUGGAGCAGUGUUUUCAUGUGCUCGGGGACAAGAAACUACGGAAAAUGUUGCCUGAUGAACUGAAGGACUGUAGUUUAGAGGAAAUCAAAAAGUUGUGCUUGGAGCAACUGGAACCGAUCACAGAGAAAAAUCUUAUUCAGAUCUUAACAGGGGAAGAACUGACAUCUGGAAAUGGCGACAAAAACACAGAAGAGACCUUGGAAAGCCAGCAAGACAGUAAUGUGGACUCUACAUCUUGCCUCAAAGAAACUGCAAAAACUGAGGACCCUAAGCAAGAGGGUGGUGGUUCAGGCGAGGAGAGUGACGUCCUAAGCAUAAACGCAGACACUUACGAUAGUGACAUAGAGGGACCCAAAGAGGAGCAGACUGUUAAAGCUGUGGACAGGGCAGUGAAAGUAGCAGACAGCAGCAGGGCAGGCGCUGUCUCAGCUGUAAACCCCCACCCACCAAAUCCUCAACCUCCCACAGGCUCUCAACCAAUGGAAGCAAAGAAAGACAUCCAAAGCGACAUAGACAAAAGCGUUUGUGAGAUUUUAGCGUUUUCAUCCACUUCAAGCAAAGAAGUUAAAGAACAGAGUGUACCUCCGCAGCCUACAGGUGUUUGUUUGCCUGUUGAAGGUGGACCUGUUUCAAGUCGUGCACCUGCAGCAUGUCAGCCGUCAAUUCAGCAACUGGAGCUCCUGGAGUUGGAAAUGAGGGCAAGGGCCAUCAAGGCCCUGAUGAAAGCAAGUGAUGGGAAAAAGCCUUGCGUAACAAAAAAUGUAUAGCUUGUUUUUAUUUAUUAUUUUUUGUUGUAGUUUAAUGUUUUAUAGUCUUUAAAAUAAUUCAAUUUACAGAUGAAGCACUUUUGUUUGUGUUUGAAUGAUAUAAUUCAUAACACCGAUUUUCUCUUUUUAACUCCUGAUUUAUUGUAUUGUGUGUACUGUUCAAGCCAUGUUGUGUUAUUACUUCAUAUUGGAAUGAUGUUACAGGCUGUUUAAUGUGAAAUUAUACAACUAAAGGCCUGUCCUACACCUACUGAA
Messenger RNA from Siniperca chuatsi (mandarin fish), 1389 nucleotides. Its product is annotated as caspase activity and apoptosis inhibitor 1. The record is from RefSeq and is a predicted model, not a curated record. Lineage: Eukaryota; Metazoa; Chordata; Actinopteri; Centrarchiformes; Sinipercidae. Bases 133 to 1134 code for a protein of 333 amino acids. The transcript is spliced from 6 exons.